This is a messenger RNA of Cuculus canorus (common cuckoo), 982 nucleotides long. Its product is annotated as sushi, nidogen and EGF-like domain-containing protein 1. NCBI's taxonomy places the organism in Eukaryota, Metazoa, Chordata, Aves, Cuculiformes, Cuculidae. Gene Ontology annotation, biological process: cell-matrix adhesion. The transcript has 8 exons. The coding region runs from base 94 to 921 and encodes 275 amino acids. The record is from RefSeq and is a predicted model, not a curated record.
GAAGGAGCGGAGAGUCGGAGAAGUCAUUCCGUGGUGGGAUUGGGACCUCUUUGCUCCUCUUCCAGAGGGAGAAACAGGAGAGGAGGAGUCGCCAUGACCUCCGCCGCCAUCUUCCUCCUCGUUUUCCUCCUGGAAUCCGGAGCCGUGAGGAGUCUCCAACCGGAACGAGACCGAGCGUCUCUCCUCUAUCCCUACGGAUCCGAUGAGGGCGACCGGAAGACCCCCAAAUUGGACGAUGGGACCUCUCCGAAGGUCUCCCUCUCCGUCCCUUUCACCUUCUACGGCAAAAAGCACCGAAGCCUCUACGUGAACAACAACGGCGUCGUCUCCUUCGACGCGAGGGUCGCUCAGUACACUCCGGACCCUUUUCCGUUGGCCGACGGACGCCCUUUCGUGGCUCCGUACUGGGCCGAUGUGGACAACGUCUUGGGAGGAGAGGUCUUCUACCGAGAGACCACCCAAGAGGCCCUCUUGGAAAGGGUCACCGAGAACAUCAACCGAUACUUCCCCACCGUCCCCUUCGCCGCCGCGUGGGCGUUCGUGGCCACCUGGGACCACGUGGCCUAUUACGGCUCCAACACCAACAAGGGCAACACCUUCCAAGCUCUCCUGACCUCCAACGGCGAGACCUCCUUCAUCGUCCUCAACUACUGGGACAUCCAGUGGACCACGGGGGCGGCGAGCGACGGUGACCCCGAUACCGGCCUUGGUGGGACCCCAGCGCACGCUGGAUUCAACAGCGGCGACGAAACCAACUUCUACAACAUUCCCGGCUCCCAAAGCGACGCCAUCAUCAACAUCACCAUGACCUCCAACGUCAACGUUCCAGGCCGGUGGGUCUUCCAAGUAGAUGACUUCAAGGUGACGGGAGUCCCCACGGAGGCGCCCAAAGUCGCCGACAUCAGCAAUUGUUGGCUGUGAAACGAUGGCUCCAGAGCUGAGGAACCUCCUUUGACCCCAUCCUUCUCAUCUCCAGAGCUGA